CAGAGGGCAGUGGACUCACAGGCAAGAAUUUGAGUCCUUGCUCUUGAGAACAAGGUCACAGCCCACAAAGGGGAGGAGCAGGCAGCCAAUCAGAGAACGCAGUGACGUACAAUGAUGUACUGGUGAGCUUUACUCAGGAAGAAUGGGCUUUGCUGGAUCCUUCCCAGAAGAGUCUCUACAAAGAUGUGAUGCUCGAAACCUAUAGGAACCUCACUGCCAUAGGCUAUAACUGGGAAGAAGAUAAUAUUGAAGAAGAUUGUGAAAAUUCUGGAAGACCCACUAGGCAUCUUCAAAGGGAUGGACCAAGUAAUACUGGAGAGAAACCCUUUGAAUGUAUUCAAUAUGAUGGAGCCUUUGCAAGAAACCAUCAUCAUCAGUUAUAUAAGAGCACUGGAUCUUUCAUGUCUUAUACUGAUCAUCAAAUACAUGGAAGAGAACACACUGAAGAAAAAGUCUAUGAUGGUAACCAAUGUGGUAAAACCUUUUCAUGUCACACCCAUUUUGAAAUCCGUAAAGGAACAUAUACUGGAGAAAAACCCUAUGAAUGUAAUCAAUGUGGGAAAACCUUUGCAGGUCACAGCAAUCUUCAAAUCCAUAAAAGAACACAUACUGGAGAGAAACCCUAUGAAUGUAAACAAUGUGGCAAAGCCUUUGCAUGUCACAGUACUCUUCGAAAUCAUAAAAGAACACAUACUGGAGAGAAACCCUAUGAAUGUAUCCAGUGUGGCAAAACCUUUGCACAAUUUGGUCAUCUUCAAUGUCAUGAAAUAACACAUAAUGCAGAGAAACCCUAUGAAUGUAAACAAUGUGGCAAAGCAUAUACACGACACAGCAAUCUUCAAAGACAUAAAAGAACACAUACUGGAGAGAAACUCUAUGAAUGUAAACAAUGUGGUAAAGCCUUUACAUGUCACAAAUAUCUUCAAAUCCAUGAAAGGAGCCAUACUGGAGAGAAACCCUAUGAAUGUAAACAAUGUGGCAAAGCCUUUACAUGUCACAGUACUCUUCAAGUCCAUAAAAGAACACAUACUGGAGAGAAACCCUAUCAGUGUAAUCAAUGUGACAAAGCCUUUGCCUGUCACAGAUAUCUUCAAAUCCAUAGAAGAACGCAUACUGGAGAGAAACCCUAUGAAUGUAAUCAAUGUGGCAAAGCCUUUGCAUGUCACAGUACACUUCGAAAGCAUAAAAUAACACAUACUGGAGAGAAACCCUAUGAAUGUAACCAAUGUGGCAAAGCCUUUGCACAAUUUGCUCAUCUUCAAUGUCAUGAAAUAACACAUACUGAAGAGAAACCCUAUGAAUGUAAACAAUGUGGCAAAGCCUUUGCAGGACACAGCUAUCUUCAAAUCCAUAAAAGAACACAUAGUGGAGAAAAACCGUAUGAAUGUAAUCAAUGUGGCAAAGCCUUUGAAGGUCACAGUACUCUUCGAAAUCAUAAAAGAAUACAUACUGGAGAAAAACCCUAUGAAUGUAACCAGUGUGGCAAAACCUUUACACAAGUGUGUAAUCUUCAAUGUCAUCAAAGAAUACAUACUGGAGAGAAACCCUAUGAAUGUAAACAAUGUGGCAAAGCCUUUGCAUGUCACAGCUAUCUUCAAAUCCAUAAAAGAACCCAUACUGGAGAGAAACCCUAUGAAUGUAAACAAUGUGGCAAAGCCUUUGCAUUUCACAGUACUCUUCAAGUCCAUAAAAGAACACAUACCGGAGAGAAACCCUAUGAAUGUAACCAAUGUGGCAAAGCCUUUGUAUGUCACAGCUAUCUUCAAAUCCAUAAAAGAACCCAUACUGGAGAGAAACCCUGUGUAUGUAAACAAUGUGGCAAAGCAUUUGCAUGUCACAGUACUCUACGAAAUCAUAAAAGAACACAUACUGGAGAGAAACCCUAUGAAUGUAACCAGUGUGGUAAAACCUUUGCACGACACAGUCAGCUUCAAACACAUAAAAGAAUACAUAUUGAAGAGAAACCCUGAUAAUGCAGUGAAUGUGGUAAAGUUGUUGUUAUAGUGGUCUGAAAAGGACUUUGAAGAACAAAUUCUUGUGAGAACUAUGUAAAUGUAAUCAAUCUAAUAAAGCCAUUUGUUAACAGUCACCUUCUAAGGGAUGCAACAUAGUUUAUGGGAAUAUAGUGGGUGGGUGUGUCUGAUUCUUUUGCCUACUCUCAAGAUGGUUCUUGUCUUAAUUAUUUGCUUUGCUAGGUUUGAUAUGAGGGUUUGUGCCUAUUUUUAUUAAAAUAUGGUAUGCCUUGUUCAUUUGAUA
This is a messenger RNA of Mus musculus (house mouse), 2256 nucleotides long. RefSeq names its product predicted gene, 38396. Lineage: Eukaryota; Metazoa; Chordata; Mammalia; Rodentia; Muridae. The transcript has 4 exons. The record is from RefSeq and is a predicted model, not a curated record. Bases 189 to 1970 code for a protein of 593 amino acids.